AUGGGUGUGCCAGAGAAGAACGUCCUGCCUGUGAGCGAACAGGCAGCCCCUCCGCCGCCUCCUUCGAGGAAGUGGAGGAAGGCCGCUGUUGCGCUGCUCGCCGUCCUGGUGACAACGGCAGUGGUCAAGACUGCCCACUCGUUCUGCCCCAGGUCGAACGGCUCGCAUGGCCACGGCUACGGCCACUUUGGGGCCAAGAACAAGGAGAUCGGUGGUUGUAUCCAGGUCCAGGACCAGAGCCUCCCCCAAUCGUUCAACGUCACGUCGCUCGCCGACCACAAGGACCGGAUCGUCACUUGGCUGUCGGACGCCGUCAAGAUCCCCACCGAGAUCUUUGAUGUGAUGGGACCGAUUGGCGAGGACCCUCGCUGGGAGGUGUUUUACGAGUUUGCCGACUACCUCGAGAAGUCGUUCCCUCUUGUUCACCAGCACCUCACGCGCACGCGCGUCAUGACUCACGCACUCGUCUAUGAGUGGCAGGGCUCGGACCCCACCCUCAAGCCCCUCCUCAUCACUGGCCACCAGGACGUCGUUCCCGUUCUCCCUGAGACCCGGGACCUCUGGACUCACGAUCCCUACGGCGGCGAGUUUGACGGCGAGAAGAUCUGGGGCCGCGGUUCGCUCGACGACAAGACUGGUACCAUUGGUUCUCUCGCCGCCGUGGAGUUGCUCCUCGAGUCGGGCAAGUUCCAACCUGCGCGUACUGUCAUUAUGGCGUAUGGUAUUGACGAGGAGACGGGCGGCAAGGUAGGCGCGUACCAUCUUAACGAGUGGAUUGAGGCCAAGUACGGCAAGGAUUCUAUUGCGAUGCUCGUCGACGAGGGUUCCGGAGUCAGCGAGGUUCUUGGCCAGACGUUUGCCCUUCCAGCGGUCGCUGAGAAGGGCUACCUCGACGUCGAGGUGCGUGUCGAGACCAAAGGUGGCCACAGCUCCGUCCCGCCCAAGCACACUGGCAUUGGUCUCAUGUCGCUCGCUCUUGCCGAGCUCGAACGUCACCCACACAAGCCGUAUCUCAACCCCGAGUCCCCGCUUGUCGACUUUACGGCCUGCGCCGCGCGUUACUCCCCUCAAACCCCCGAGGACCUCAAGAAGCACGUUGCCAAGGUCACCCGCUCGCUCGAAAAGGGCAAGGUGGACAAGAAGGCGCUCAAGUGGAUCGAGAAGUGGUGGACAAACCUCGACCAGUAUGGUUUCCUCCCUGGUCUUGGUCGCGCCAUGGUGUCCACUACUCAGGCCAUUGACAUUAUCAACGGCGGCGUCAAGAUCAAUGCCCUCCCCGAGGUCGUGACUGCCGUCGUCAACCACCGUAUCAACAUUGCCUCGAACGUGGGCGAGCUCCAGGCACGUAUGAUCAAGGUCCUCGGCCCCGUGGCCAAGAAGUAUGGCCUCAACAUGGUCGCCUGGGGCAACCAGGUCGACGUGUCCGAGUUCAAGAGCGGCUGCAAGGGCUCCUCCCGCCACGACGACGACGAUGAUGAUGAUGACGAGGACAACCAUUUCGAGUACGACCUCUCGGCCUCCCCGGUCGGUACCCUCAUCCUCGACACUGCCUACAACUCGACUCUGAAUCCUGCCCCCAUCUCGCCCUUCACUGUCGAGUCGGCCGCCUGGCGCGUCCUCUCGCAGGCCUCCAAGGCCGUGUGGGCCACCCGCCCCGACGCGGAUGGCACCGAGCUGUACAUGGCCCCGCUCAUGUCCACGGGAAACACCGACACGAAGCGCUACUGGGACCUCACCCGCAACAUUUACCGCUUCGCAUACUUGACUGGCACGAUGAACAAUGCCCACACCGUCGACGAGUGGUGUGAUGCCGACGUCUUCGUGGAGCAGGUCAGGUGGUUUAUGAACUUUGUGGUUCUGGCGGACGAGAACAAGGACCUCUGA
Messenger RNA from Apiotrichum porosum, 1884 nucleotides. RefSeq lists its product as uncharacterized. The record is from RefSeq and is a predicted model, not a curated record. The transcript is spliced from 4 exons. Gene Ontology annotation, cellular component: fungal-type vacuole lumen. NCBI's taxonomy places the organism in Eukaryota, Fungi, Basidiomycota, Tremellomycetes, Trichosporonales, Trichosporonaceae. Gene Ontology annotation, molecular function: metallocarboxypeptidase activity. Bases 1 to 1884 code for a protein of 627 amino acids.